This is a messenger RNA of Gloeophyllum trabeum ATCC 11539, 424 nucleotides long. RefSeq lists its product as uncharacterized. The transcript has 2 exons. Gene Ontology annotation, biological process: mitochondrial respiratory chain complex IV assembly. Lineage: Eukaryota; Fungi; Basidiomycota; Agaricomycetes; Gloeophyllales; Gloeophyllaceae. The record is from RefSeq and is a predicted model, not a curated record. The coding region runs from base 93 to 335 and encodes 80 amino acids.
CUGCGCUUCUUUUGCGCAACUACAACAGUCCACAUUCGACACAAGCCGACCGUGAGUUGGCUGGACAUGGUUUGGCAGGUUCGCAUAACACCAUGAUUGCUGCUCGGAGUCUACGCCUCAGCCCCCUCCAGCGUCGGAAGUUCAUCUCAUCCCUAUUCGGUCUUACAUUCUUUGCCACCAUAUUCACCGUGUCUGCUUCAUCCAUGCUGCCAUGUCCAGCUCACAUUGAGAGGGGUCGGUUUGCGGACGGAGAGUCGGAGGAGUACAAGGGGAAGUCGCGGAUAGUUAUCGAGAAGAGGCCGAGAAGAUGGAUAGAAGAGAGUAAACCUCAGUAAUGUUAUCAACUCAAGUGCUCUGAUUAAUUGCGAUUACUUCUCACUGCGUUUGGCGUAUCCUGCAUGCCUGAGGGCCGGAGCCAUAAGGG